Molecule: messenger RNA, 1674 nt
Organism: Rotaria socialis
Lineage: Eukaryota; Metazoa; Rotifera; Eurotatoria; Philodinida; Philodinidae
Source: the annotation of a GenBank genome assembly
AUGAAUAAAAAUCAUGUCAAAGUUCAUGUCGGAAUCAUUGGAUGUGGUUGUAGUGGAUUAGUUGCAUUGAAAGAAUUAUUAGAUGAAGGUCAUCAAUGUACUGUUUUUGAAAAAUCAAAUUCUAUUGGCGGCGUAUACACUCAAGCGUAUCAACAAGGAGAACUUGUAUCAAGUCAUUUACUAACUAUGUUUAGUGAUUUUAUUGGCAAUGAUGAUAGCGCUCUUGAAAAACCACGAAUGUUAUCCUUUAUUGAAUAUUCGGAGUAUUUAAAUGGUUAUGCCGAACAUUUUCGUUUAAAGCAAUUUGUUAAAUUACAGACCGAAGUCAAAUCUGUAUGGAAAGAUCAUUCAGAAAAUAAAUGGAAAGUUCUUGUUAGUAACGACCUUGAACAAAUUUAUACAUUUGAUCGUCUUGCAAUUUGUACUGGCGUUUAUGCAAAUGAAAAUAUGCCAACAUUUAAAAAUCAAUGUUUAUUUCAAGGAAAAAUAAAGCAUUUUAAACAGGUUCAACUAUAUGAAGAAUUUAUUGAUAAAAAAAUUUGUAUCGUCGGAAGUGGAGAAUCAGCGAGCGAUAUGAUAUUAGCUGCUGCGAAAUUUGGUAAAAAAGCUUUUCUAUCGAUAAGAAAUGAUCAUGGUUUCAUUGUACCAAGAUAUAUUCAUGGAGAUCGAUUUGGACCAGCUGAUUUAGAUACAUCACGUGUUCAUCAUUCUAUUCCACGUGCAUGGGGAGUUUUACAUACCUACAUCGAUAUGAUUAAUAGUUUAGUGAAGUCAUACUUGAAAUGCUUGAUUUAUCAAGGAGGUAAAUCCAAUGAUUAUGAUAAAGUAAGAAGAGCUGGAAUUUAUAUGAAUUUAAAACAAAUAAAAACAAGUAAUAUAUGGAAUACAUUUGGAACGAAAAAUGCCAAUAUAGUCGAGGCUUUAGUUAAAUAUAGUGAUACAUGUUGUAGAAAACCGGGCAUAAAAGAAUUAAAAGCUAAUUCAAUUGUAUUUGAAGACGAUUCUGAAGAAUAUGUGGAUGAAAUAAUUUGUUGCACUGGAUUUCGAAACUCAUUUCCAUACAUAGAAGAAAGUGAUCGUGCUGAUCAAAAUUUAAAACGUAUCGCAAAGGAAGCAAAGGUUUCUCAUAAUUUAUAUAAACAUUGUUUACAUCCCGAUCUUGCUGAUGAAAUAUGUUGGAUUGGAUUCGCUCGACCUGCAUUAGGUGCUAUUCCACCCUUAAUAGAGCUGCAAGCACGUUGGUUUGCUUUAUUAUGUUCAAAUAAAUUGAAAUUACCAAUGAAAUUCGAUAUGUUAAAGCAAAUUUCUAAAUAUGUUAAAUAUUUAGAAUGGCAAUUAACAGUCUAUCGUGUUACUCGUCUUACUGGAUUAACUGAUAACUUAAUCUACGCGGAUGAUUUAGCGAGAACGAUCGGUUGUCGACCCAAUUUCACAAGAAUUUUCUUUACAGAACCGAAAUUAUGGUUGAAGUUAAUGUGUGGACCUUUAAUAAACGCACACUAUCGUUUGACUGGGCCUCAUGCGAAACCAAAACAAGCAAAACAAAUUAUACUAAAAGCUAAAUGGGUUAUACAACCGAAUGUUUUGUAUUCUAUAAUGUUAAUGUGUUAUUCUUUUUUCUGGUUAGUCUUUGGAAUUGAAUCAUGUAAACCUGCUUCGUGGUAUCCUUUAUAG